AACUAGUCUAUAAUGGAUAUCAAGGAUGUAUCUGACGUUGACAACUAUCGCGAAUUUUUCGACCGGGUCACGAGACUCGCGGAACGAGCAAGUCGUCGAAAGGGAGAAAACCCUCAAGACCACCCUCCCCCGUACCUCGUUGUAAGCCAGUUCAUGAUGAGUCUCAGUCAAGCAACUAGCAUGGGCACCAAAGGCAACCAUACUAUUUCGACGUCGCAAGUACCGCCGUAUUAUUAUCCUUGUGUCCUUCCAACACAUAGACUCACGCCUUUAACGAUAUCAAGCAUGACACUUGAGCAUCAUCAUAGAGGCAAUCUAGCUCUGAUCCAUGUCCUGACACCGCCGGAUCGAAUGACUGCCGUCAUGGCUGUCGUAGAGGAUGAGGAGGGUACCGCCGUUCUGCUCCAGCUGUAUAACCAGCCUGAGGAGCCCAGGGUCAGUAAGGAGUGGAUUUUGCGGGUAGGAGAUGUCUGCAUAAUUAAGGAGCCAUUCUUCAAGGCAACCACCUCUGGCUCAUACAGUUUGCGAGUCGAUCAUGUCAGUGACAUUGUGUGGCUAAAAGAUACGGACGAUCGCAUCCCAUUGAAGUGGAGAAAGCGAGUCCUGUGUCUCGAUGAGACUUCCAAAGACAUCCGGAGGCAGGGGAAUACAGCAGUCCACAAUCAGAACUGGACUGAAGCAGAGUAUUUGUACACGCGAGCCAUCUGCAUCGCCACAACACCAGAAGAGCAGCAGUUGGCCCAUCUCAACCGGUCUCUGACCAAUCUCCAUCUCAACCGACCAAAAAAGGCUCUUUACGAUGCAUCCAAGAGCUGCGAGAGCGAUAUUGAACCAAAUGAGAAAGCUCUAUUCCGUCAGGCUAAAGCAUUCUACUCGCUCGCAAAAUUCAAACUCUGUAUGGAAAAACUGAUUGUCCUUGUGCGCUGCAAUCCUAGAAACACAGAUACUUGGGCGGAGAUCAGACGCGUCAAACAGCGACUCUUAGAGGAGGAAACAGGAUCAUACGAUUUCGCAAGUAUGUACAAACAAGCUGAAGCCACACCACCUUUGAUCGACUGCGCAACGUACGUCGGACCGGUGGCUGUUCGCAACUCAGUCGGUCGUGGCAGAGGUCUAUUCACAACACGGGCGGUUAAAUCAGGUGAACUUCUGUUUUGCGAGAAAGCGUUCGCAUAUAGCUAUGCUGGCGAUGACAGCUCCAUCGGACGUUCGAACACAACUAUAUUGAUGAACUUGAGCACUGGAACUAUUUGUGUUGGCGGACAGGCACACCUUAUUACACAGGUUGUCCAGAAGCUAUAUCACGAUCCUUCCGAAGCAAAGGUCUUCAUUGACUUGUAUCAUGGCGACUAUACGCCUGUGAAAACAUUUGAGGCUGACGGAUCCCCUGUGGUUGAUACAUUCUUCGUGGCGAAGAUCAUUCAGCUGAACUGUUUCGGAGCUCCUAGAUCUAGCUACAAUUCCAUCGUAACCGAUCAGAACUAUACCGAUACUAAGGAAAGUGAAAAGCCUACAUCUCACACUACAUGCGGCAUAUGGUCUCUCGCAUCAAGAAUCAACCACUCAUGCAUUUCUAAUUGCCGUCGGUCGUUCAUUGGGGAUAUGCAGAUCGUGCGGGCUUGCCAUGACAUGGAAGCAGAAACGGAAUUGUAUUUUGCGUACAGACCCGCUUUGCCGCACCAAACCUAUGAAGAAACUCAGAAGGGUCUCUCGGGUUGGGGGUUCAACUGCUCUUGCGCCUUGUGCUUGGAUAAGAAGUCCACUUCUCGAAAUACAAUCCAGCAGCGCAAGACUUUGAUCAGCGGCCUCAAAGCGAUUUUGAGGCCAGAAGCAUCGAUAACGCAGCUAACACGUGCAAGGAAAACACUCGAAAGCCUUGAGAAAACAUAUACAGCCAGGGAGAGUGUGCCAUUGGUGCCACGACUAGAGCUGUGGGACCCGUAUUUCGCCCUAGGUGCAGAACUGCUUGAUAGGAAAAGGUCACCAGAUGGUUUGGAAAUGCUUCUGAAGGGACUGGAGGCUCUUGGAUUCAGCAUUGUAGCCUGCCCCCCGAGAAAUGGUGUUGACGAGAAAGACUGCAAAAGGGCAACACUGGAGAUCAAGCGUUGGGGACAGGCCAACGAUUACACUGCCUCUACAUUUUUUCGGAUGAUGCACGCCUACGAGAAACUCGCGCCGGAGCUCUGUGAGGUUGCCAAAGAGUACGCCAGUGUUGCAUACAGUAUUUGCUAUGGCGAGAAAGAGACGAUUGGUAUACUGAGUCGGCAUUGUUCAUAGUUCUAGGGGCAACAAUCAGCUUGCAAGCUCGUUCGGGGUACAAUAAUUGCGAUAGGCCUCUUACUUUCUACGUUUUAUC
Molecule: messenger RNA, 2356 nt
Organism: Truncatella angustata
Lineage: Eukaryota; Fungi; Ascomycota; Sordariomycetes; Amphisphaeriales; Sporocadaceae
Exons: 3
Coding region: 13-2277 (754 amino acids)
Molecular function (GO): protein binding
Source: RefSeq, a predicted model, not a curated record